Molecule: messenger RNA, 1665 nt
Organism: Volvox carteri f. nagariensis
Lineage: Eukaryota; Viridiplantae; Chlorophyta; Chlorophyceae; Chlamydomonadales; Volvocaceae
Gene: elg17
Product: acetylglucosaminyltransferase
Exons: 10
Coding region: 1-1665 (554 amino acids)
Molecular function (GO): glycosyltransferase activity
Source: RefSeq, a predicted model, not a curated record
AUGCUACGAUGCUACCAGCGUCUAUAUCGACCGUUGCAUUUGCAAUUUUACUCUCAAUUAUUCUUGUCCAAGUCAUGCGACUGCCCCAAGAACAGAACAGGCCCCAGCUGCUUGGACGUAGCCGAUCGCUCCAUCCUUCGGGGACGAUGUGCAAAGGCGUUUUACCCGUCCAUCAUGGAGUGCACCAAAUCGGAGUUGUCGUGCCUCAACAACUGCAACAAGAAGGGAACAUGCACGGGCGGCUGGUGCCACUGCCAACCUGGGCGCUUCGGCGCGGACUGCUCCCUGUCCCUGGGCCCGGACGGUCGCCCCCAGCUGCUGGCGGAUAAAGGGUAUCAGACGCGGGAGAAGAGGCCGUGGGUGUAUGUGUACGAACUACCGCCGCACCUCUUCACCUGGCUUAACACCAAACGACUGGACCGCUCAACUCACCUGAUGUUCUACCAGCGGCUGUUGGGCUCUGGGGCCCGGGUGGCGGAUGGAGAUCUGGCGGACUGGUAUUACAUCCCCAUUAGGCUCCGAACCGCGACCGAUUCGGCCUUUUUGAAAUACGCCAUUGAAUAUAUACGGGAGGCCUAUCCCUGGUGGAACCGUACGGGAGGUGCACGACACUUCGUCAUACACACGGGUGACUUGGGUGCGGAUGAGGUGAUGGAUGAUGUGUACGGCAUGGCGGCCAACAUGACGUGGCUGACACAUUGGGGCCUUACGGUGGAUAAGAACACCUCCGGCUGGUGGAAGGCACACCGCCCCGACAAGGCGAGGGCGGGGGCCCGUUGGGGCACCAGAGGGGGCUAUUACACACGAGUAUCAGUGAAUAGGAGGAGAGGGUCGCAUAUGUGGGGACCGCCAUCCCCCGCUCCUCACCGCGCAGGUGUACGGCAGAAAGUGCACUUCCACCACUGGAAUCGUACAGGAUUUCGGAUCGUGACGUUUGAAAGGAAUUACGGCAAAGCUCUGGUCAGCUCUAAGUUUUGUCUGGCACCUCUGGGCGGGGGACACGGACAGCGACAGAUCAUCGUGUCGUACAUGGGCUGCAUCCCCGUGUGUAUUGCGGAUGGCGUGUACGAACCAUUUGAGCCGCAAACCGAUUGGACGGAGUUUGCCGUACGGCCGGCGGAGGCGGAUAUUCCCCGACUUCACGAAAUCCUGGAGGGCAUCUCCGCGGGGAAUAAGCUGGCGGAGAUGCAGGUCGCGUUGCGAUGCGCGGCACAGCACUUGUUGUACAGUAGCAUGGUAGGGGGGUUGUUCGGGGAGGACGGCCGGUACGACGCGUUUGAAACCACGUUGGAAGUUCUGCGAGUUAAGGCCGCACAUCCUGACGCGCCGCCAGAGUCGUACCGAAAAUUGGAUCCGGAUUUUGAUACUUUUAUGAGGUGUCGGGAUCCGCCGGGGUGGAAAGUUUCGGGGCCGGUGCCGGAUAUGUGGGGGAUGUUGGACGGGGGAGGUGGCGGGGAGUCGGGGUUGGGUGCAGGGGUUGGGGGAAAGGGGGGGGCGGUGGCGGAGCAGCAGAAUCCGCUGUGCAGUCAUUCGAUAAUGGAUCGGGGGAGGCUGCCGUGUGAGCGAUUCGUGCAGGGGUCGUCCAAGACGCACGGCAUUCCUGGCGGCAUCAUCUGCGCGCGCUCCAGGCAUAACCUGGCCAAGUGUCCACGGACAUGGUUGUAG